Molecule: messenger RNA, 1571 nt
Organism: Caenorhabditis angaria
Lineage: Eukaryota; Metazoa; Nematoda; Chromadorea; Rhabditida; Rhabditidae
Source: the annotation of a GenBank genome assembly
AUGCGCAGUAAUACAAUCGACUCAGGUAUGUUGAUUUUUCUUGGAUUUUUUGAAAAUUUCAAGAGUUUUUUUGAAAAACAAAUAAACUCGUUAAUUAAAAAGGUAGAGGAAACGGUUAUCAAUCAGAUUUUGAAAAAAAAAAUCAAUAUUUUUUUUUCAACCGAUAUAACGAAAAAUUGUAGAACAAUGAGACAAAGGUUAUUACACAUUGAAGAAAAUUAAAACAUUUUUAGAGUCGUCGCCACCUCGAAGAAACACAAGAAUGUCGUCUUCAGGUGCUUCCGAAUCGGAAUUGGAUACUUGCGAUGAAAAUGUUGGAUUGUUAGGCACACGAACGGCACGAAAAAAGAAGCCAUAUACCAAGAGAAAUGAGCAAACACCUUCACUUCACAGGUUGGUUUGAGAUUUUCAAAUUUUUUUUUUGAAGAGAAAGAUGAAACCAAGUUCUUCAAGUUCAUAAAAACUCUGAAAAUGUUCAUCCUGGAAAAGCUGAAAAUAAAAUGUUUCCAGACCUUUGUCGAAUAUCAAUGAUGAAGGAGAUGUUGAUUAUGAUCACGACAAUUUUGAUCCACGCGAUAAUUAUUCGAGCGAUGAGGAUAUUUUGAACUCUGGUGAGUCUUUUUUUUUUGAAAAGGGGAAGAUUAUGAAAUUUUUUGUUUAUUUGGACAAAAAACUUCAAAAUUGUGAAAUGUUGGUUGGAUUUUCAUGCUUGAAUAGCUGAAACUGAAAUUAUGAUUUGAAAGAUAGGACUCAAAAUUUUCAAAAUAUUUAUUGAAUUUUUCACCAGAAAUUUCGAACCUAAAGUUCCGGAAAACUUCUUGAAUAUGAGCAGAAUAAUUUUUAAAAUUCCAGAAAAAUCUUGAUUCACCAAAAAAAUUCUCUCUGGAAAUCGCUAGUUUACGAUAUGAAUUUUUUCAAAUUGAAAAUUUUAUCAAGUUUUUUUUACAAAGAUUUAGCUUUGGAUUUCUUUUUAAAACUUUUUUAAUAGAGCCAUAAUUUUUCAAAAAUUUCACAAAAUCCUUUUGUUUUUUUAAAGAAUUUGAUAGUUCUGGAAAACGUCAUUUAAAUUUUAUUUUAAAAAAAAUUGAAACCGGAAAAAUAUGAAUCAUUUUCCGGAAAUGCUAAUUUAUUUUCCAAUUUCAAGAAAAAAACUUUGAAAUUUCACUACUUCCAGGUCCUGACGCGUAUGGUUCAACAGUCGGCGCAACAAUUUCACUCAAAUACAAUGAAGCCUGCCGCGCCAUUCACAACAAUCAUUUUCCCGAACGAAUUGUUCAAGGCUCCAGUGGCAGUUAUUUUGUCAAAAACAUCCAUGACGUAUGAAAAAAAACCAAAAUUCCCAACCCCAAAAAACACUUCUUUGUUUUUUUCAGGAAAUAAUUGCGGUUUUCAAACCAAAAAACGAGGAGCCCUAUGGAUCUCUCAAUCCCAAAUGGCUCAAAUGGAUUCACCGUGUAUUUUUGCCGUGCUGCUUUGGACGAAGUUGUUUGCCGCCAAAUCAAGUGAGUUUCUUUUUUGGACAGGAAUUUUAUUCAUUCAUACAUAAAAACAGAAUAAUAUAGGGGGAAUGA